Molecule: messenger RNA, 591 nt
Organism: Nelumbo nucifera (sacred lotus)
Lineage: Eukaryota; Viridiplantae; Streptophyta; Magnoliopsida; Proteales; Nelumbonaceae
Source: RefSeq, a predicted model, not a curated record
AUGCAGCGUUCAUUAGCCAAGAGCCUCCGCCACCAACUCGUUGGCUACCGGAAAGGGAACCAACAGAUGGUUGCUCAGCCCUGCGACGUCUUCAUUAACCACAGAGGUGUCGACACAAAGCGUACCGUCGCUGGGUUGCUCUACCACCACCUCAAGUUGCUCAAAUUCAAUCCUUUCUUGGACAACAAAAACAUGAAACCAGGAGACAAGUUGUUUGAGAACAUCGAUUCCGCCAUACGCAGUUGUAAGGUUGGGGUUGCUAUCUUUUCUCCCAACUACUGCAACUCUUACUUCUGCCUUCACGAACUGGCUCUGAUGACGGAGUCCCACAAGAAGAUUAUCCCCAUCUUCUGCGACAUCAAACCCUCUGAACUACAGGUCUUAAAAAGUGGAGCUUGCCCGUCCAAUGAACUCCAGCGCUUUACGUGGGCUCUUCAAGAGGCCAAGUACACGGUGGGACUAAGCUUCAACUCUAAUAAUGGGAAUUGGUCGAAGCUCGUUUCAGAUGCAUGCAACAUAGUGGUGAAGACCUUGAUUGAAUUACAAGAAGAACAAGGAGGCCAGGUCUAUCAUGGUCCUAUAAUUCAUUAA